AUGUUUUGUGAUAUGAUGAAUUCUGGUAGGCAGGUUUCUACUAUCAAAGGUCCCCGAUUACAUCUGUAUUUCACUAAAGAACUUUUUUUCGAUAAAGCAAAAGGCUUUCCCAAUUAUUGUUCUUCUGUAGCAAAUACGAGGCGUUUAUUAGAUUUUGUUUACGCCCCAAAUGAUUGGUCAUCUGUAAUCGAGAACACGUUAUUUGCAAUCCAUCAGGGCUAUAAUAUGUAUCACGAGACGACAUCUCUUUACGACAUACCUUUAAACCAUCUCGACUACCAGUAUAUCACGGAUUGCAAAAAAUUGAAGGAAUUAGAGAAAAUACUGAAGGUACUGAGAUCAGGCUCCGAAGGUCGAUAUCCAGAUUUGGAAAGACAUUGCGAAAAGAAAAUACAGUCCAUAGACCCAGAAAACAAAAAACAACAUAAUGAAAAGGAGUGGCUUAAUGAAACCAAACGUCAAGAGUGCUUAUCAAAUGCGUGCGGUUUAUAUGAUAUUAAUGAAGAUGAAGAGGACGAAACCCUUCCAAAAGUCAGGCUUUGGGGAUCAAUAAACCCCGAUACUGGAAAAGGCACUAGAGUGAAAUCUUUGAAAACAAAGUCUGGGAAACUGAGAUCCUACGAAGAAUGGGAUAAAAUAGGGAAGGAGAUCGAAAAGGAGCUGGAGAUGGACGAGCGGGAUGGAGAAAAGAGCAACGAAAUCGCAGCUGUUGGUGCUGAGAAGGGCGAGGAAAGGAAGAACAAUGACAAUGAAAAGGCAGUGAAAUCAGUUUACUUGAAACAGAAGAAGUGGAAGCUCUCGGUGGAGGAUUGCAAUCGUGUUUUGGAGAAGGAACCAGAGAAUAUUAAAGCUCUACUGCGAAGGGCACAAGCCUUUUACGAAUUGCAUAGUCUGGUGAAAGCACAGAAAGAUUUAGAACUUGUUCUCGUAUUGGAACCCAAAAACUCUCGAGCUACUACAAUUUUAGCAUUAUCAUCAAAUAUUCCAAAAAAAAAAACUGUUUCUAAUUACAAAGAAGUUGCAAUACAGCGGCUUAAAUCAGCUAAUAAGAAGGCUCAAGUUAUCUCAAUAUCAAAAGUUUACAAGAAUUCCAUGAUCCAAAGAUAA
This is a messenger RNA of Echinococcus granulosus, 1107 nucleotides long. Its product is annotated as Sperm-associated antigen. The coding region runs from base 1 to 1107 and encodes 368 amino acids. Lineage: Eukaryota; Metazoa; Platyhelminthes; Cestoda; Cyclophyllidea; Taeniidae. The transcript is spliced from 8 exons. Gene Ontology annotation, cellular component: mitochondrion; cytosol. The record is from RefSeq and is a predicted model, not a curated record. Gene Ontology annotation, molecular function: heat shock protein binding.